This is a messenger RNA of Hirsutella rhossiliensis, 1869 nucleotides long. RefSeq names its product AFG1-like ATPase domain-containing protein. The record is from RefSeq and is a predicted model, not a curated record. NCBI's taxonomy places the organism in Eukaryota, Fungi, Ascomycota, Sordariomycetes, Hypocreales, Ophiocordycipitaceae. Gene Ontology annotation, cellular component: cytoplasm; mitochondrion. The coding region runs from base 1 to 1869 and encodes 622 amino acids. The transcript has 2 exons. Gene Ontology annotation, molecular function: ATP binding; ATP hydrolysis activity.
AUGAAGCGAUUUUCUACGGCGGUUGCCAUCACCGACCCCUUGGUCAAGUAUCAGACGCUGGUCAGGUCUGGCACAUAUGCGCCGGACCCGGCCCAGCAUCGACUGAUUGAGUAUCGGCAGAGGCUGAGCCAGGUGGCCCGCCUCACCGAUCCAAAGCUGCCGGAUAAUGAGGCGGCGCACGGCAUCCUCGCCCUGCGGCAUCAUGCCAUCUGGCGCAACCCGCUCUUUCGGCACCUUCUACCGGCUGCCGACCUUCGCGACAGCAUGGCCUUGACAAGGAUUCUCAAUAGGCACGAAACGGCCAUGGAAAUUGACUCGCCAAAGGGCCUCUUUCUCUCUGGAGAGGUGGGAACAGGCAAGUCGAUGCUGCUGGACUUGCUGGCCCACGGCUUGCCGACGGAGCGCAAGCGACGAUGGCAUUUCAAUACGUUUAUGCUCUACACCUUUUCCCAGCUCGAGAAGCGCAAAGGAACCGCGGAUUCCUCCGAUCCAGAUCCCGACUACUCGCUCGUCUGGAUGGCUAAGAAGCUCAUCGACGACUCGCCCAUCCUGUUCCUAGACGAGUUUCAGCUUCCUGAUCGAGCAGCCAGCAAGAUCCUCAGCCAUCUCUUCGUCGCCUUCUUCCAGCUCGGUGGCGUUCUCGUAGCAUCGUCGAACCGCAUGCCCGAGGAGCUACAGAAGGCCGUUGGGACGGACUACACGCCGGAACCCGCGCAGGGCUUGAUACGGAGGCUAUGGGGCGCCCAGGCCAAGCCAGCGGGCGAGCUGUACGGUCAAAGCAGCGACUUUGCCAUCUUCCUCGAGGUUCUGAAAGCCAGGUGCGAUUUCUGUCAGAUGGAAGGCGCGAAAGACUGGAGGCGCAGAGAGGAGGUGGACGCGCGGGACACUGCGAGAACCGUGGCUGCGGGAAAGGGAGGACUCGAAGUUGGCGAUGGCAGCCUAGAGCAAGAUGACGAGCCCGGCAAGAAGCCUCAAUACUACCACCUUUGCGGAGAGGACGAAGAAGCAUGGGAACGAAGGGUGCGCAACACGCUCUCGUGGACUGGUGCAGGCGAGAUCUCAUGGGACCCUUCAACCGUCGUCGUGUAUGGGCGCAAUGUGUGCACUCCGCUGCAUCGCAACGGCAUUGCCUACUGGAGCUUCGGCAGACUGGUCGAAGCCUUUGGACCCGCCGACUACAUCACCAUGGCUUCAUCCUAUCACACCUUCAUCGUCGACCAAGUGCCCGUCUUGACCAUGCUGCAGAAGAACGAGGCGCGCCGAUUCAUCACCUUUCUCGACGCCAUGUACGAAGCACGCUGCAAGCUCGUCAUCAGAGCCGACAGCCCGCCCGACGACCUCUUCUUCCCCGAGGCGCGACGAGGCCCGGAGAGCAAGCCGGGGACACCCCAGGGCUCAGACGACGCGACGUACUCGGAAACCGUGGCGGAGGUGUACCAGGACCAGACGUCGCCCUUCCGGCCAAACGUGUCCUACUAUGAUACCGAGUCGGCCACGGCGCGGUACAACCCCGACCAGGACUCGGACUUUGGCCUCCAGCGGCACGGCGCCGUCGUCGACUUUGGCAACACGGCUGCGUUUACGGGCGAGGACGAGCGCUUCGCGUACAAGAGGGCCGCGUCGCGGCUCUGGGAGCUGUGCAGCGCGCGGUGGCAUGCCAGGACCGGGGACUGGUGGCAGCCGCUGCCGGCCGAGGCGCGGCACUGGGAGGGCGGGACCUCGUCGACGCCGGCGGCUGGGGCUGCGGCGGCUGGGCGCGGGACAGGUUCGGGUGAGGGCAUGGGGCCGAGCGUUGAGGUGCAGGAGGUGGUCGGGCUGGCUAAGUGGAGCGUUGAGCGUCUGAGGAAGCAAGACGACGAUGGGCAAUAG